This is a messenger RNA of Psilocybe cubensis, 1029 nucleotides long. RefSeq lists its product as uncharacterized. The record is from RefSeq and is a predicted model, not a curated record. The transcript is spliced from 5 exons. Lineage: Eukaryota; Fungi; Basidiomycota; Agaricomycetes; Agaricales; Agrocybaceae. Gene Ontology annotation, cellular component: membrane. Gene Ontology annotation, molecular function: mating-type alpha-factor pheromone receptor activity. Bases 1 to 1029 code for a protein of 342 amino acids. Gene Ontology annotation, biological process: G protein-coupled receptor signaling pathway.
AUGGUCGACUUGGCCAUUGGGCUUGGAAUUCCUGUCAUCGUGAUGGUACUCCACUAUAUUGUGCAGGGCCACCGAUUCAAUAUAUUCGAAGAAGUUGGAUGUUACCCAUUUACCUACAACACCCCUCCUGCUUAUUUCCUUGUGUACAUGGUACCGAUACCAAUUGGGUUGACAUCGGGCGCUUAUUGCAUUAUGAGCAUCAUAGCAUUUCGAAAGAGACAGACUGAAUUCAAGGAAAUUCUGUCCUCAAAUUCCAACUUAAACUCGAAUAGGUUUUUCCGAUUAAUGGCCCUUGCCGGUAUUGAGGUCAUUUGCUGCAUUCCAUUGUCAAUUACAACCAUGGUUUUGAACGCAACACGAGGCGUAGUAAACCCAUGGAUCUCUUGGGAAGACACUCACUGGGGAUUUUCGCGUGUUGAUCAGAUACCAGCUGUCUUAUGGCGAUCAACGGCCGAUUCAAAUGUCUCCGUUGAGAUGAGCCGUUGGCUUUUGAUAGUCUGCGGAUUAGUGUUCUUCGCCUUCUUUGGCUUCGCAGAUGAAGCACAGCGACAUUAUAAACUCGCUAUGAACUCCGUCGCAAAACGCGUCGGGUAUACAACUUUCACAGGGUCUACCAAAAUUGGAACAAGAAAUACGAGUUCUUCUAGUUUCAAGGAAUCUUCAAACAUGUCUUCAUCACAAGGAGCCGGCCUUCCUGUUUUCAUUCGCCAAGAAACUGUCGAAAAACGUGACUCCGUGGACACUUCGUCGGAUUUGACUUCUAUGAAAGACAGUGUAUUUGCCUCAGAAAAGGACUUUAUCACCCAAUCAACUCACAGCGCACUCACUAAAAACGAUGCCCCACUCAAACUUGCUUCGUUUAUCGUCACGCCCCCAAACCCACAUCACGGUCUUAUGGUCAUGGAUGGGCCCGCCCCGUCUAAGCACAUAGAUUCAUUCCCAUCUUCCGUAACACCUUCAGGGUCCUUCCUGGACCUGUCUGCCACUCAGACUGAAAUUCCAGCUUCCGGCAACGAUAACAAAGUCUGA